AUGCUCCUCCGAACCUCUCUCUCCAAACGACCUCAAUCCAUCAACUCGCUCCUCCGCAAUCAUCAAACAUGCUCCAACACAAGCACAGUCACCACAUCACGCACAACACUCCCCAAACAACCCCGACGCACCCUGAUUCCUGCGCCCGGCCCCAACACCGGCCCCAUCCUCGAACGCCGCGCCGACCGCGAACUGCCCGAGAUCCAAAGUAACCGGGGCUGGCUCAAGACCAUCCCCAUCUUCGUGGUCACCGUCGGCGCGGCCAUGCUCGGAAUCUUCAACUAUCAAAAAUCCACGUCGAGCGUGGUGAGCAGUACGCUGUAUGCGCUGCGCACGUCACCGCAGGCGCGAGAGAUUCUGGGCGAUGAGAUUUAUUUCGCGCAGCAGAUUCCUUGGAUUAGUGGGGAGAUGAAUCAGUUGCACGGACGGAUUGAUAUUUCGUUUUGGGUCAAGGGGACGAAGGGUCAGGGGAAGAUGCGGUUUAAGAGUGUGAGGCCAGAUCGGAUGAGUUAUUUCCGAACGGAAGAAUGGAGCCUGGAGACCGAGGAUGGAACGGUGGUGCAAUUGCUUGACAGUGAUACGGAUCCAUUCCGUAAGGAGUAG
This is a messenger RNA of Penicillium diatomitis, 603 nucleotides long. Its product is annotated as cytochrome c oxidase assembly factor 1 family protein. Gene Ontology annotation, biological process: mitochondrial respiratory chain complex IV assembly. NCBI's taxonomy places the organism in Eukaryota, Fungi, Ascomycota, Eurotiomycetes, Eurotiales, Aspergillaceae. The record is from RefSeq and is a predicted model, not a curated record. Bases 1 to 603 code for a protein of 200 amino acids. The transcript has 2 exons. Gene Ontology annotation, cellular component: mitochondrial inner membrane.